AUGGGUCGACUAGUAGAUUGUGCCAUUGUCGAGAUUUUGCAGCUGAUGAUGAGAUCAAAGACGAAUUUGAAGGAAGUGUCAAUAUUUCUUUUUGAGAAACGAUCGGCGGAAAAAUUGCACAAACCUAAGCGAAAAGAAACGGUGACUGAAAUUUUACGAGGUGGUGUUCGUCAGCUGGAACGUUUCCGACAUCCAAAAAUCUUGCAGGUGAUGCACACAGUCGAAGAAUGUUCGGAGACACUCGCAUUCGCCUCGGAACCAGUUUUGGCAAGUCUCGCGAAUGUUCUUGCGUUUCAGGAAGUAACCGCAAUCGCUAACGCACAAUCCUCAACUACGACACAGCAAAAUGUACAAGCUCGUCCGAUGUAUACGAAAGAAUAUGAAAUGCUUGAUAUAGAACUAAAAUACGGAUUAUUACAGAUAACAGAAGCUUUAUCGUUCCUCCAUUACAGCGGUCACGUUCUACACAGGAACGUGUGUCCGAGUAGUAUCUUGAUAACAAAAAAAGGCACUUGGAAAUUGGCUGGUCUUGAAUUUAUUGAACGUGUUAAUGAAAUUGAUGGUCUGGAGCCAGUUACAUGCCAUCCUUGGACGUCAAGGCUGCCUAAGAUGGCUCAGCCUAAUCUCGAUUACAUUGCUCCGGAAGUUCAACAGGACUCAAUAUGCAGCAUAUUGAGCGACAUGUUCAGCCUGGGAAUGGUCAUCUGCGCGGUAUUUAACCAAGGUCGUUCCUUGAUUCAAUCGAAUCAUAGCUGCUCUGCUUAUUUAAAGCAAAUUGAAGGCCUGGAAGAACAUGUGCACAACAUUCUACCGCGAGUUCCUGUACCUCUUCAAGAAGCUGUUGUCAGGCUUCUCCACAAAGACAGGAGGCAACGGCCUACAGCGCAACUUCUCUCGUUGAUAAAAUAUUUCAGCGAUCCAUCUGUCCAUGCCCUUCAGUUUCUCGACGUGAUAAAUAUGAAAGACCCUACACAAAAGACUCAUUUCUAUAAGAAUACUCUGAAGGAAGUGCUUCCAUAUAUUCCUAGAAAACUAUGGUACCAACAUAUUUGGCCGUACCUUCAACUGGAGUCAAAGUCUCAAGAGGUACUUGCCGCGGUGUUACAGCCCAUGCUGUACAUAAUUCAAGAUAGUACGGUUGAAGAAUACGAGUCAAUAAUACUACCGACAUUCAGAGCAGUCUUCUCGACUCCAAAAUCGAUCCAAGCUACGGUAAUAUUGUUGGAAAAUUUGCAUCUAAUAUUGGAGAAGACUCCGCGUGACGAUAUCCGAUCAGAAGUCUUGCCUAUGCUGUACGCGUCGUUUGAAAGUACAACGACUCAAGUUCAGGCCGCAGCCUUGGUCGCUGUAUCAAACGUGACCGAAUAUCUGGAUGACAUGGCCAUACGACGGAUGGUUUUACCGAAAUUGAAGGGAGUAUUUGAGAAGAAUUCAACCGACGUCAGAAUCAUGUCGAACGUUUUGUCAUGCAUCGAGUGCAUAUUGGAGCGGCUUGACAAGCAGCAAAUUAUCGAUGAAGUGCUUCCUCUGUUAUGGGAGGUCAAACUUCAGGAGCCCGAAAUUGCAAUUCGGGUUGUAAACAUUUAUAGGCUGAUGUUGAACGACAAGAAAUAUGGACUUUCAGUAAAUUUAAUGGCAACACGAGUAAUGCCGUCUUUAUUGCCUCAGACAGUGAAUCCUGCUUUAAAUUUAGAGCAAUUUACCAUCCUUCUAGAAGUGUUACAAGAAAUGCUGAAUCAUAUAGACAGAAAUCAGAGAAAUAAAUUGAAAUUGGACAAUCUGUCGCUUCCAAGUCCAGAAAGACAUCGUCCAUUGCGCCAUCAGUAUAGCUCUGAUAACAUGCACGCACCUCCAUUUAACAUUCCCAAUCUCCGGAUCGAACAGAGAAAAACAUCAUCGGCGGAAGAUAUGGCUAGAAAGAACUCAAUCGGUUCAAUGUCGAUGACUGCGUCAGCUGAAAAUAUGGCUCGAAAAAAUUCCAUGGCUGGCAUGCUUGGAAGCUGGUGGUUCGGUUCGUCGUCCUCUACAAACGACGGAAAUUUCUUGCGCGUAGCAAACGCUUUUCCGAACCGUCGGCUGUCGGACAACACCCUGAUGACGCCGAAAAUUCGCAUCGCUCCAUCUUGCGCCAGUUCACCAGGUGGUACUCCGGGAGGUGGUUUACCAAUUCGACGCCAUUCUAGCACCGGACCCCAAGAGCGGCGCGGGUCAAAUAUUAACCUUUCACCACCAACGGGUGGUGGUAUGCCGAUCACAAGUAGUAGUGUUCCGUAUCUGCUAAGUUCAAGCAUGAACAGUAUUCGUGGCACUCGGCGGCCAUCCGUGUCGUCGACAUCUUCGCAGCAAGGCAGCGGGCUGCUUCACCAGUUUGGCUCCGGCAUGUAUCAACUAUUCUCUGGACGUUCGUAAAGACGUACGUGCCAAACAGCUAUUUGUUACAUUCGUAUGGAUAUUUCAUACGAAUUCAAGUCCGAAACAACAACAUGUGAGUAAGACAUCUGAAGCAUGAAAUGAAUGGAUAGCAUAAAGCAAUAGCAAUAUAAGAUUCCCUGGAGACGGAUGAUAAAUACCCGGGAGUUAGUUUUGUAUGAUUAUUUCAUGAUUUUUUAUCAAGCGAAGAAUCGGGAGCGAAUAGAAAUAUAAUUACUUCAAUUUAAUCUUAAGAUUUUUGUCGACAGUGCUUGCCAUCACUUUUACACGUAGGAUAAGGUUGCUACCUACAUAUUUCGACAAUUUACCGAAGAAAAUUAUGUACGCUUACUAGCGAUGGUUUUAUUGAUUUUAUAACGUAAGUAAACGCAUAAUUUACAAAAUUAU
Diprion similis is the source of this 2817-nucleotide messenger RNA. It is a transcript of the gene bma, whose product is annotated as SCY1-like protein 2. The coding region runs from base 1 to 2409 and encodes 802 amino acids. NCBI's taxonomy places the organism in Eukaryota, Metazoa, Arthropoda, Insecta, Hymenoptera, Diprionidae. Gene Ontology annotation, biological process: protein phosphorylation. The transcript has 17 exons. The record is from RefSeq and is a predicted model, not a curated record. Gene Ontology annotation, molecular function: protein kinase activity; ATP binding.